CUCCGUGCUCCCGCCCUACCAUCAACUUCCAAGGAGGAACCACUAGUUGGGUCGCGUGUGCUACUGCGGUACUGCAACCCCGGCUGCUAUGUGACUCCAUUAGGGGAACUUGGUUUGAAUUAGCGGUUCGGUUAUACCAAGGAUAGGGUUCUGGUGCACCGUAGGUAAUUGGAAGUAAAACGAGAGGUGCAGAUAGGGUGUGAGGGGCUUCGACAGUGGCGCGUGGCAGCAGGGGGGAUUUCUCUCUUUCCUAUCAGAUCUGCCUAUAACGGGGGCUGACGUAGAAUAUGGCGGAACAUCACUCCGUUUCCGAUAGCAGGCAUAAAGCUUCUGCCGCGAAUAUUGGAGCUUCGUUCUCCGGGAAUGGACGGACCAGUCCAGCGGGGAUCGUCGGUAGCAGUCCUGCGGGGGCUCUCUCCACCGCGAUAGUUCAGCCGGCAGGGUGGCAGUCCUUACUGUCGUUCACCAUCCUGUUUCUGGCCUGGAUUGCUGGUUUCAGUGCCAGGCUCUUCGCUGUCAUCCGCUUUGAGAGCAUCAUUCACGAGUUUGACCCUUGGUUCAACUACAGAUCUACACACCAUCUGACCAUCAAUGGCUUCUACGACUUCCUCAACUGGUUCGAUGACAGGGCGUGGUACCCACUGGGCAGGAUAGUGGGGGGCACGGUUUACCCAGGUCUGAUGGUAACGGCUGGUCUCAUCCACUAUGUUCUAAACCUGCUCCACAUCACAGUGCACAUCCGAGACGUGUGUGUGUUCCUGGCGCCCGUCUUCAGCGGCCUCACGUCCAUUGCCACCUUUCUGCUGACCCGCGAGCUCUGGAACCAGGGGGCAGGGCUUCUGGCGGCGUGCUUCAUCGCUAUUGUCCCCGGUUACAUCUCCCGUUCCGUGGCGGGCUCCUUCGACAAUGAGGGCAUCGCCAUCUUUGCCCUCCAGAUUACCUACUAUCUAUGGGUGAAGUCAGUGAAGACUGGUUCAGUGUUCUGGGCCAUCGGCUGCUGCCUCUCAUACUUCUAUAUGGUGUCUGCAUGGGGAGGUUACGUCUUCAUCAUCAACCUGAUUCCUCUCCAUGUGUUUGUCCUGCUGCUAAUGCAGCGCUACAGCAGACGAGUCUACAUCGCUUACAGUACGUUCUACAUCGUUGGUCUGGUGCUCUCCAUGCAGAUCCCCUUUGUGGGGUUCCAGCCAAUCAGGACCAGCGAACACAUGGCUGCAGCAGGUGUGUUUGCGUUGCUCCAGGCCUAUGCCUUCCUCCAGUACCUGAAAGACAGACUGACCAGACAGGAGUUCCAGACCCUGUUCUUCCUGAGCGUCUCUCUGGCUGCUGGGGCAGUCUUCCUCACUGUUAUAUACCUGACUUAUACAGGACACAUCGCUCCUUGGAGUGGUCGAUUCUACUCACUGUGGGAUACAGGGUAUGCUAAGAUCCACAUCCCCAUCAUAGCUUCCGUCUCAGAGCACCAGCCCACCACCUGGGUCUCCUUCUUCUUUGACCUCCACAUCCUGGUCUGUACCUUUCCUGCUGGACUCUGGUUCUGCAUCAAGAACAUCAACGACGAGAGAGUCUUCGUGGCCCUGUAUGCCAUCAGUGCUGUCUACUUUGCUGGAGUGAUGGUCCGUCUAAUGCUGACACUGACCCCCGUAGUGUGUAUGCUGUCAGCCAUAGCCUUCUCCAGCGUGUUUGAACACUACCUAGGGGACGACAUGAAGAGGGAGAGCCCUCCCAUAGAGGAUAGUAGUGAUGAGGACGACAAGAGGAACUCUGGAAACCUCUAUGAUAAGGCAGGGAAGGUUCGUAAGCAUGUCUCAGAGCAGGAGAAAGCAGAGGAAGGUCUGGGACCCAACAUUAAGAGUAUCGUCACCAUGUUGAUGUUGAUGCUGCUCAUGAUGUUCGCUGUCCACUGCACCUGGGUUACAAGUAACGCCUAUUCCAGCCCUAGUGUUGUACUGGCCUCUUAUAACAACGAUGGGUCGAGGAAUAUUCUGGAUGAUUUCCGCGAGGCCUACUAUUGGCUAAGGCAGAACACAGAGGAGCAGGCCAGAGUGAUGUCAUGGUGGGACUAUGGCUACCAGAUAGCGGGGAUGGCCAAUCGGACCACGCUAGUGGACAACAACACUUGGAACAACAGUCAUAUAGCACUGGUGGGCAAGGCCAUGUCGUCCAAUGAGAGUGCAGCGUAUGAGAUCAUGAGGUCUUUGGAUGUGGACUAUGUGCUUAUUAUCUUCGGAGGUGUGAUUGGCUACUCUGGUGAUGACAUCAACAAGUUCCUGUGGAUGGUGCGGAUCGCAGAGGGAGAGCAUCCCAAAGACAUCAGGGAGAGUGACUACUUCACCCCCCAGGGAGAGUUUAGGGUGGACAAAGAGGGGUCUCCCAUCCUGCUCAACUGCCUCAUGUAUAAGAUGUCAUACUACCGCUUUGGAGAGAUGCAGUUGGACUUCCGGACGCCGCCGGGUUUCGACCGGACGCGUAACGCUGAGAUCGGUAACAAGGACAUCAAGCUGAAACACCUGGAGGAGGCGUUCACCUCAGAGCACUGGCUGGUCCGGAUCUACAAGGUCAAGAAGGAGGAGAACAGGGACCCCCUGGAGCACAGUCCCCGUAGUAGCAGCAGCAGCAGCAGCAGGCAGAAGUACACCUCUAAAAAGACGGCAAAGAGGAAGCGUGGUCACGUGAAGAACAAACUUGCCCUCAAGAAAGGCAAGAAACUGAACAACAAGAAAUCAGUUUAACCAGAGAGAGAGAGAGAGAGAGAGAGAGAGAGAGAGAGACAGAGAGAGA
Molecule: messenger RNA, 2778 nt
Organism: Coregonus clupeaformis (lake whitefish)
Lineage: Eukaryota; Metazoa; Chordata; Actinopteri; Salmoniformes; Salmonidae
Product: dolichyl-diphosphooligosaccharide--protein glycosyltransferase subunit STT3B-like
Exons: 16
Coding region: 288-2729 (813 amino acids)
Biological process (GO): post-translational protein modification
Cellular component (GO): membrane
Molecular function (GO): dolichyl-diphosphooligosaccharide-protein glycotransferase activity
Source: RefSeq, a predicted model, not a curated record